Myxocyprinus asiaticus (Chinese sucker) is the source of this 3293-nucleotide messenger RNA. RefSeq lists its product as uncharacterized. The record is from RefSeq and is a predicted model, not a curated record. Bases 88 to 975 code for a protein of 295 amino acids. Lineage: Eukaryota; Metazoa; Chordata; Actinopteri; Cypriniformes; Catostomidae. The transcript has 10 exons.
GGUCACAGAGGUGGAAGUUUCAAAAUAUAUUUCACUUAGAUCUUACUGUAUUAAAGAAGGAACACUCAUUUGACUAGAGUCUACAUUAUGGAAAAAAUGUGCUGCGUGUCUAUUCAUCUCCUUAUUGGUGUCUUUCUUGGCCUGACUAAUGCUAUUGAAAAUGAGGCAAUGACCACGAUAACCACCAUGGAACCCACCACUGCUCCAGUUUCAAUGCCUCAUGACAACACAACCAAAUUCAAAGACAUGUCAGAGUACUUAGAAGGCAACUUUACCUCUUCAAACACUGCAAACUCCACUUUUCCCUCUCAAAACACCACUGUUAAAUAUACCACUUCAGCUGAAGAUUCAGGUUCUCCCACUCCUCCUACCUCAAAAAAUCCUCAAACCAGCAAUGACACCACACCAGUUCUACCAACCAACACAACUAGCAAGACUGCAAAAACCACCAGAACCAGCAAAACUCUGGCAACCACAACUAUAGUACCAGAACCUAGCUAUGGAUCAGCUUACAUAAUUAUCUUGAUUAUUAUUGCUGUGUUCAUCACUGGGAUAAUAGUUUAUUUCUGCCUUCAAAAGAACACCAGGGAAGAUGCUCAGAUCCCACUCAGCACAGUGGAUGGAGAGGUGUUUGACUCCACAUCAGUGAAAGACAUGCAAACAUUUAGUCCUGUUGAGUCCAGCAUACCAUUAAAGGGCCCUGAACCUGUGAAGGAUGAUGAAAAGCCUAGGGGAGAGAAAGAAACUGCUGAUGUUCAAACAGGACACCGUGAGAACUCCCAGGUCAAAGAGAAUCCAAAAGCAGAGGAGCUCACUGUGGUAGAUCUGACUGAUAGAGAGCUGGCCAUAUCUACCAAGACAUCAAUGGAAUCCCUAGAUGAGCCUCUCAAUGAAAACAAUAGCAACAAUUCAAGAUUUGAAGUCAAUGACUAUGGCCAUGAAUUCACUGAAAUCUGUCUUGAUGGCCUACUCUAGAAGAAAUCAGCACCUUCUCAGCAUUUCACAACAAUCUCUGAACCUGAUAAAUGGAUUUUUGAACCUGCAAGUAUGUAAAUUAAUGUCUGUUGCAACAAGGAAAAAAUAACUCAUCAUCAUCAUCAUCAUCAUAAAAAUCAUCAAAAAUCAUUCAUUUGUAAGCUGAGUCAUUGUUUUAAUUGACACAAUUUAUGUUAGUUGCAUAUAUAACUUCUCUGUUCUAUUUCAAUAUUGUAAUAAUUUCAAAUUAGUGGUCGACCGAUAUGGGUUUUUUAUGGCCAGUGCCGAUAUCCAGAAAGCAGGGUAGCCGAUAGGCCAAUACAAUGCCGAUAUAUCACACAAUUUCAAAUAGUAAAUAACAUAAACGUAAAUUGAUAAAAAAAAAAGAAAUUAAAAAAAUUACAAACUCUUAUUUAGCACUAUAUUUAAUCAAUUUCACAAAAAAACUUUAACUUUGUAAAAAAGAAUCUAAUAAAAUAAUAUUGUAUUUUAAAUAGUAAAUAGCAGUUUAUAUUAAUAGCAGUUUCUUCUGAUUUCUGUUUAGUCAUCAAAUUUUAGUAAUUUAUUUGCACAUGAAGAAAUUGUUCAUAUAUUAGGAAGAAGGAAAUAACAGUACACACAGCAGUCCAGCAACCAUGGAUGACAUGUCCACGUUAGCAAUCACAUUUUCUCAGAAUACAGAACCAAACCAAUUGCACAUACAGUGCACAGUGAAUAAGACAUUUACUUAUAGCACACGGGAAGUGCUUUUACUUUGAAGUUGCACUCAUGUGCUCAUGCAGAUCCAGCAUGAGCAGCAAUCUCCUGACAGUUUAAACGCCCCGGAUCGCCUGCUUGGAUUGUCACGGACUGACCGUCAUAAUUUUUGAAUCAGAGGAACUUUUGAUCCUGAUCCUGAAGUUUUUAUUCUGCAGACGGUAUAUAAUAGAAGUUUUAUUGAUAUUUGCCUUUUAUCAUCAUAAAAUAAAGUUAAAAGUGACAGGGAACCGCUGAGCAGAGGCUGAUAGAAUACAUGCUUUAGAGGUAGAUAAAUAAGCUCUCCACAGGAUGCUGGAUCUGCUCAAGUUUUGUGAGGUUUGUUUAUUACAUCCAUUUAAACAAGAUAUGCACAUAUUUGCAGACGGUAUAUGAUAUUAGUUUUAUUGAUAUUUGCCUUUUUACCAUUAGACAUUUCAGUUAAAAGUUACAGGGAACUGUUGAGGAGGGAGAGGGAGAAUGAAACAGGUGAGCACUUUAACAUUAUGAGCUCAAACACAUCUGCCGCGGCUCUGAUAUACGGACCAUUUAAAUGAGACUGUGUUGCACACGGUCUAUUAUUGUGGUAACACGAUGGCACGUAACAACAAAACGAACCAUGACUGGUCAUUUACAUGUCUUAAUCGCUUCACAUGCAAGCAGGUGAUUCUCGGCGCCCUAAAGAUAAUUAAUUAAAAAAGUCCAAAUAUCGGCCGAUUCAUCGGGCUUGGUGAUAUAUCGGUCGACCACUAUUUCAAAUCUAAUUCAUGCAGCUUUAAAAAGUAAUUUUAAAUAUACAUUUCUCAUUCCAUUUAUUGUGACAUUUUCAUUAUGUUUCACUCAAUUUAAUUUCAUGCCCUGUUGUUGUACAUUGAAUACAUUAAUUUAAAAAUAGAUGUGCAUUUUCAGGUUAUGCAAAGAAUAUCUCAUAGUUUUGCACAUCCGCCCACAGUGCUUACAUUUAGCGAAGAGUUUAGAGUUCCUUUGUUGUUGCUGUUAAAUAUGCCAGAACUAUAACGUUUUGGUAGGCUAUAUAAUGGGAUGUACAGCAGGCUAAUACAACUUUCAUCACUAUGCUUAUUGUGAAUUUAAAGUUUAAUCUGUUUUCUGGCUCUGUAUGUUAUAAUGAAUGCUCUGUUUUAAAUGGCCAUUGCUCAUAAAUUGUGCUUUCUUAAGCUUGUGUAUACACAGUCUUAAGGAAAAUAUUGUUGGCAGCAAAGUCUGUUUAUAAUUACUAGAUUCUCCCUUCCAAUGUCAUUAUGUCAGGUAAUACUCAACAAAAUGAUCAUGUGGUUAUAAAUGGACUGUAUCAUUAUUUUUAGUUCACAGAUACAGUAUUUCUUUCAAACAAUCUUGCUUUUAAUUAAACAAUACUUUAUGUUUAAGCCAUAUUUUUGUAUCUAAUUGUAGUUUUGUAUUGUAAUGUCAUGCUCUGGUGCUCAUUUUAUUUAGCCUAUUGCUGCAGAUACAGUUCAACAUUAACUAUCACUGUUACUUAACUGUGCUGUUGGAUCAAACUCUGUAUAAUACUGAUUUGAGCAAGAAGAGCAUGUUCAGCCUGUAAUAAAACAAGUUUACCAAUA